CCAACCCUCAAGAAUCCUUUCUCCACUCAAGGAAUCCUUCUGCUUUGAAAUCUCUCAGUCAGGGAGGUCAGUUUUGCCCAGCUGAAUAUGUUUCUCGGUGAUGCUUUUGCAUCUGCCAGCAAAGCUCUCCAAAAGUCUAGCUCAGCAGCUGUGCUUCAGAACCUUUGCACGGAAUUACCUGUGAACAUCUGGCUCAAGGUCUGCAGCACAGAAAAUGUCUGGGCCACAGAUGUGUCUGCCUUGCCGGUUUCUUCUGGUCAUGUGCCUCAGCCAUCCUUUAAUCAUGGCUGUUGGUUUACAGCAAAACCUGAAGAAUGAGAUGUUCCGUUUCUAUCACAUGUUGAUGCUUGCAGAGGGCAAGGAAACGACAAUCUCUCUCUCCAAAGGGAUGCCUCAAAGGUGCUAUUUUGUUCUAAAAGAAAGCAAAACCUCUUCAUUCUUCACAGUGAGAGUAACCCCAUGUGACAUCCCCAUUGAGUGGAGUAUACGAGUCCCUAAGACAUCGGCAGACCAUUUUGGGAAAACAAUUUCUGGUAAUUCGAAUGCUCAGGAAGUCCUCCGAUUCCAGAAGGGCCCCAAGUUGGUGCGGACUCUCUUUAGUUAUCGAGGUAAUUCAGUAGAAAACUACACAGGAGCAUCUCACCAUUCCGCAGUCUACAUGCUUGAAUUCCUCUCCAUUGAGAAAGACACCCAGAUUAAAGCAUAUUUGACCACGGACUCCAAAUCGGAUCACUUUUAUCCAGAACUGCCGAUGGAUCCCCGCAUUGACGUCAUUGGGAUUGGUCCCACCACAGUAACUCUGGCUUGGAAGCAGAGUCCGAGCAUCCUGCCACCCCAAGGAAACAUUCAUUAUUGUCUCCUGGUGAACAAAAACUACAAUUUCAAGACUUUCUGUGCAGCAGAAACAGCAACACAACCUACAGGGGUGAAACUGUCUCCUUCUUUGGUGAGCUUGCCUUCCACAGGUAGCCUCCCAUCUCAGGAACCGAAAGCCCCGUCCAAGAGCAAAGUCAGCAUGAGUCACAAAGGUGGUAAUGCACAGGUGAAACAAGUUUGUGUGGGGCUCACAAAUACCUACACAGUGUCCCACUUGACUCCUGGCAUUCAGUACUACUUUGACGUUUUUGUCGUCAAUUUCCUCACCAACACCAGUGCUGCUUAUACUGGAGCCUUCGCCCGGACUCUUGAAAAUCCUGAGUCCAAUGUGAGCAAACUGAAGGACGGGAAGGUGAUUCAGUUGAGACUGGAUGGGAGGAAGCAGCCCUUUUACAAUUUGCUGUACCAGGCAACGCAGAAGCAGGUUCGGUUUGCCUUCCAGUCUUGCAGUGGGCAACUCCUAGUGGAAAUAUCCAAGGACGGGGAAGUCUUGAUGUCAGAGAGAUUUGCUGGCUUGAGGCAUUUCAUCCUGAAAGGAAGGUUGGGAGAUACCUACCUGGUCCAUCUGUGGUCCGCUGAGACUUCAGCUGCAUCCGUGAAGGUUCAGGUGUCCUCUCUCUUCCAUAGGUCUUUCUUCCCAGCUCUCCCAGAGAGUUUAAAAAUCAAAUCCUUUAAGAAACUGAGGAGCUGCCAUUCAGUCACCAUCGCCUGGCUUGGAACUCAGGAACUGAGCAAGUAUUGCAUCUACAAGAAGGAGAUUGAGGAGGACCAGACAUGGGUGGCCACCAGGAAAGUCGAUAGGUGCUCUGGGCCGGAGUCGAGGCAGAAGAGUGAAAAAGUGCUCUGCAAAUUCUUCCACGAUCUCAAUCUGCAACGAGCUGUGACUACCGAAACCAUCCGGGGCCUGGAAGCAGGGACGGCCUAUCUUUUUGAUGUGUAUCUCAUUGGGUCCUCGGGGGUGCCCAUCCGCUAUUACAGCAAAGUUGUGAAGACCAGGAAGAGAUGUUGAGCGCCUUUCAACACCCAAGGAGAGGUCAAACUGAGAAACACCAGGCAAAAGUAACAUUGGUGGUUGCCGCCUUCAGAAUUAACUUGAGACACAAAAUUGUGUUUGAAGUUGCAAGAUUGGAGAUGGACAUCUUAGCUUGGAAAACUAGAUUUGCUCGAUUUGCUAUAUUUGCUCCUAUAACCUCUCUCCUUUGACCCAGAGGUUUCUCCGUAUAACAAAACACCUGCCACUGAAAUUAAAUGAUUCUUUUUCAAACCCAAGCCUACAAAAUCAAAAAAACCUGAGGGAUGCCUACUUCGUAAGGUCAAAUAAUUUAGCUUUGUCUUGCAGUUUAAUGCCCAAAAUUCUUAUCUGGAGUUUGAGGCUUGAUGUAAUGACCUGUUAGCAAAACUCCCCUUUUCUUACACUGUAUAUAAGCAAAUUCUUCUCAUUUGGCCCUUGCAAAAAGCUGAAAGAACUAUCAGAAGAGAAAUCUUGGCAUAAUCAGUUAACAUCAUGCCUCAGUAUUUCUAUCCAUCAUGUAGAGAAAACUGAAGGAGAAGUGUGCUGGUCCCCUUCCCUCUGUUCCCCCCUCCCCCAUUUCAUGUAUAUGGUUACUCUAAUGGUAACUCAGAGAAAACCCAAUAUGUCCCGCAGUUCUCAUUAGCAGUGACCAAUCCAUAGCCCCUUGAAUUGUUCUGGUAGGCUAGGGCUAGGCUAAAGGACUGACAUACCCAGUAAGGGUUAUAAUGGAACUAUGGCUUGAGGUGACAUUGUAGGAAGAUAGAUGAUAGUCCUUGAUUGCCAGAGGCUAGAAGGACUCUGGUAUAAUGGAAUAGCAAGAGUUGGAAGGGACUUUGGUGGUCUUCUAGUCCAGGGGUCUUCAACCUUGGCAACUUUAAGACUUGUGGACUUCAACUUCCAGAAUUCUGGGAGUUGAAGUCCACAAGUCUUUAGUUGCCAAGGUUGGAGACCCAUGUUCUAGUCCAAUCCCUGCUCAAACAGGAGACCCUAAACCAAUUUGGACACGAUACCUUUUCUGACCCAAUUUUCUUUUAAUUAAAAAGCAUAUACUUGUAUGAGCUGCAACUCACUUCAUCAGAUGCCUUGACUCAAGACUUCUUUACCUUUUUACCCCUACUCGUUGAAUGACCCAUGGUGUCCACUGAAGUGGUGGCAAAUUCUUCUGAUGGAUAUUUUGGGUCUUAAUAAGUAAGGGUUUCGUUUCUUUGAAACAGGGCUCCUCCAAAUGUUUGAUGAGUUCCUAACCAAGAUCCAGUCUGGGUCAGUCACUGGGACCAGAAGUUUAGUCUUCUGAGCUUUCGGACUCGUGCUGGAGCCCAUCCCCAGGGAACUCUUCUCUCUACUGGAAUAUGUUCUUUGGGCUAUUUUAUGUGUCAUGCUUAUUUGGCGCCUACCUUUUGAUUGAUUGGUGUGUUGAUAGAAGGCAUCAUAUAAAUACUGCACAAGAGAAUAGCCCAAAGCACACACUCUGCUAGAGAGAAGUUCCCUGAGGAUG
Pantherophis guttatus is the source of this 3383-nucleotide messenger RNA. The record is from RefSeq and is a predicted model, not a curated record. Lineage: Eukaryota; Metazoa; Chordata; Lepidosauria; Squamata; Colubridae.